Theobroma cacao (cacao) is the source of this 4319-nucleotide messenger RNA. It is a transcript of the gene PUM2, whose product is annotated as pumilio 2. Lineage: Eukaryota; Viridiplantae; Streptophyta; Magnoliopsida; Malvales; Malvaceae. Gene Ontology annotation, cellular component: cytoplasm. The record is from RefSeq and is a predicted model, not a curated record. Gene Ontology annotation, molecular function: mRNA binding. Gene Ontology annotation, biological process: post-transcriptional regulation of gene expression.
GAAAAAUGAAAAAAAAAAGAUUUUUUUUAACUCACUCACUGUAUUUAAUCCCAGCCUCCCUGAAUUGUAACAAAACCCUAAAAGGGUUCUUGUAAGAAAAAAUCGCCGCCGGAUUUGAUCUCAGCCGUCAACUCUCUCUCUAUAUAUCGCUAAACUUCUUUUCACUCUCUUCUUUGAUCUCAGCUUCAAAAAUUAAAGUUUUCUCCUUUCCGAGCUAUUCUUUCUUAAUUUUUAGCUCUAUUUUUUUAUUUUGUUUUUGUUGCUGGUUUUACUUGGAAAACAUGGUGCUCUUUUCUGGUUUUUGUUGGCUAAUUUUAUGAUAUCAAAAUUUGAAGAAUAUAUAAAUUUGGGUAUCGUUUUAUUUUGUUUUCUUAGUUUUGAUAAGCUUGGGGAGAUGGGUUUUUGCUGUUUAUGAGCUCAGGGUGAUUAAAGUUUUGAUCUUUGACUCAUUUGGUAGCUUAAAGUUAGCAUCUUGAAGUUUGUGAAUAUGUUUUUUAGGUGUAUUAGUGUAGAAAAGUUUUGGUUUUUUUGGCGUUAGUUUUGGGUUUAGAGUCUUAUUAUUGGUUUUGGUUAGUGAUCAUUUUUGGGAGUUUUGAUAGAGGGUAAUGAUCAAUUAGGGUUUUAAAGAAUGCUAUCUGAAUUGGGUAGGAGACCAAUGAUAGGAAGUAGUGAAGGAUCAUUUGGGGAUGAUUUGGAGAAGGAGAUAGGGUUAUUGCUUCGUGAGCAGCGUAGUAGGCAAGACGCCGAUGAUCUCGAACGGGAGCUAAACUUGUAUAGAAGUGGCUCUGCACCUCCUACCGUGGAGGGUUCACUGAGUGCUGUUGGCGGGUUGUUUGGGGGUGGAGCUGCUGCUGCUGCUACCGGUGCUGGUGGCGGUAGUGGGGCUAUCGCCUUUUCAGCUUUUGCUGGAGCUAAAAAUGGAAAUGGGUUUGCAUCUGAGGAAGAGCUUAGGUCUGAUCCAGCUUAUCAUUCUUACUAUUACUCGAAUGUGAAUCUCAACCCGAGGCUCCCACCUCCUUUGCUUUCCAAGGAGGAUUGGAAGUUUGCACAGAGGUUGAAGGGAGGGGGUUCAGUGAUAGGUGGGAUUGGAGAUAGGAGGAAAGCGAAUAGGGCUGAUAAUGGUGGCAGUAGGUCAUUGUUUUCGAUGCCACCAGGGUUUGAUUCCAGGAAACAAGAGAACGAAGUAGAGGCAGAGCAAGUGCAUAGCUCAGCGGACUGGGGUGGUGAUGGACUGAUUGGUUUGUCUGGUAUAGGACUUGGGAGCAAACAAAAAAGCCUCGCUGAAAUUUUUCAGGAUGACUUGGGACACUCCGCUCCUGUCACAAGGAUUCCAUCUCGUCCUGCUAGUCGUAAUGCUUUUGAUGAGAACUUUGAGAAUGUAGGUUCUGCUGAAUCUGAGCUGGCUCAUUUGCGCCGUGAACUGACUUCUGGAGAUACUUUACGGUCAAGUGCGAGUGGUCAAGGCUCGUCUGCAGUCCAUUCCAUUGGGCCACCUUCUUCAUACUCUUAUGCUGCUGCUGUAGGUGCUUCCUUGUCUAGAAGUACCACUCCUGAUCCCCAACUUGUAGCUAGAGCUCCUAGUCCUUGCCUGACACCAAUUGGAGGAGGCAGAGUUGGUAACUCAGAGAAAAGAAGCAUAAAUAAUCCAAGCACCUUUGGUGGUGUCACAUCUGGUGUCAAUGAGUCUGCAGAUCUGGUAGCAGCUUUAUCAGGCAUGAGCCUGUCAUCAAAUGGUAUCAUAGAUGAAGAUAAUCAGUUACCCUCACAAAUUGAACAAGAUGUUGAAAAUCACCAGAAUUAUUUGUUUGGUCUGCAAGAUGGUCAGAAUCAUAUCAAGCAGCAGGCAUACUUGAAGAAAUCUGAAUCUGGCCAUUUACAUAUGCCUUCAGCUAAGAGUAAUGGGGGCAGAUCAGACCUGAAAAACCCAUCCUUGCUUGCUGAUAGGCAAGCUGAACUCCAGAAAUCUGCUGUCCCCUCUAACAAUUCAUAUAUGAAAGGAUCACCUACUUCCACUCUCAAUGGCGGAGGCAGCUUACCUGCUCAGUAUCAGCAUGGUGAUGGUAUGAAUUCAUCAUUUCCAAACUAUGGGUUAAGUGGUUACUCUUUAAACCCUGCUGUGGCCUCUAUGAUGGCUAGCCAACUUGGAACUGGUAAUCUGCCACCAUUGUUUGAAAAUGUUGCUGCUGCAUCACCUAUGGCAGUCCCUGGAAUGGACUCUAGAGUGCUUGGAGGAGGUUUGGGUUCUGGACAGAACAUUUCAAAUGCUGCAUCUGAGUCCCAUAAUCUUGGUAGAGUUGGAAGCCAAAUAGCUGGGAAUGCUCUGCAGGCACCUUUUGUUGAUCCUAUGUAUCUUCAGUAUCUGAGGACAUCUGAUUAUGCUGCAGCACAGCUUGCAGCUCUUAAUGAUCCCUCUAUGGAUAGGAACUUCCUAGGUAAUUCAUACAUGAACUUGCUUGAGCUUCAAAAAGCUUAUCUUGGAGCUCUGCUAUCACCUCAGAAAUCUCAAUAUGGUGUUCCAUUGGGUGCUAAAUCUGGUAGUUCUAAUCUUCAUGGUUUUUAUGGAAAUCCCACCUUUGGUGCUGGUAUGUCAUAUCCUGGAAGCCCCUUAGCAAGUCCUGUUAUUCCAAACUCACCAGUUGGACCCGGAAGUCCUAUCAGACACACUGACCUGAAUAUGCGUUUUCCUUCUGGGAUGAGGAAUCUAGCUGGGGGUGUCAUCGGACCCUGGCAUUUGGAUGCAGGAUGUAACAUGGAUGAAAGCUUUGCCUCCUCGCUACUUGAAGAGUUUAAGAGCAAUAAAACAAAGUGCUUUGAACUUUCAGAAAUUGCUGGUCAUGUUGUUGAGUUCAGUGCGGAUCAGUAUGGCAGCCGAUUUAUACAGCAAAAACUUGAAACGGCUACAACUGAAGAGAAAAAUAUGGUUUACGAGGAAAUCAUGCCUCAAGCUCUUGCUUUGAUGACUGAUGUGUUUGGUAAUUAUGUCAUUCAAAAGUUUUUUGAGCAUGGACUUCCAGCUCAGAGAAGAGAGCUCGCUGGCAAGCUUUUUGGUCAUGUUCUAACACUUAGUCUUCAAAUGUAUGGUUGUCGAGUGAUCCAAAAGGCCAUAGAAGUUGUUGAUCUGGAUCAGAAGAUUAAAAUGGUUCAAGAGCUUGAUGGUAGUGUCAUGCGCUGUGUACGAGAUCAGAAUGGCAACCAUGUCAUCCAGAAGUGUAUUGAAUGUGUUCCUGAGGAAAACAUCCAAUUUAUAGUUACAACAUUUUUUGACCAAGUUGUGACCCUUUCCACUCAUCCAUAUGGGUGCCGAGUGAUACAGAGAAUACUGGAGCACUGCAAGGACCCAAAAACACAGAGUAAAGUCAUGGAUGAGAUUUUAGGAUCUGUUAGCAUGUUGGCCCAAGACCAGUAUGGCAAUUAUGUUGUCCAGCAUGUACUGGAGCAUGGAAAGCCUCAUGAGCGCUCAAUUAUAAUUAAAGAGUUAGCUGGAAAGAUAGUCCAGAUGAGUCAGCAGAAGUUUGCCUCUAAUGUUGUUGAGAAGUGCUUAACUUUUGGUGGUCCUUCUGAACGUCAAUUGUUGGUGAAUGAAAUGCUUGGUUCUACCGAUGAGAAUGAGCCUCUUCAGGCAAUGAUGAAAGAUCAGUUUGCGAACUACGUUGUACAGAAAGUACUAGAGACUUGUGAUGACCAGCAACGUGAGCUGAUCCUUUCUCGAAUUAAGGUCCAUUUAAAUGCAUUGAAGAAGUACACUUAUGGAAAGCAUAUUGUUGCACGUGUAGAGAAACUUGUUGCUGCUGGGGAAAGGAGAAUUGCUGCUCAGUCUCCACACCCUGCUUAAUUGGUGUAGGAAAGAAUGUGUUUGUACAGCUAACAGAAGCUCUGUGGGCUUCCCCUCUUCCUUUCAUCCCCGUAUCUAGAGCCUAUGGUUCUACCUAUCUUUUUAGACAGGUAAGAGCUGAAUGGAAAUAAAGUUGUUGCUUGUACUGGAAACUGUACAUUGUGUAGCUUAAGGUUUAUACAUAGAAUCGAGCAAAGCUGAGGUUCAGCUGUUGAAUACAACUGAUGCCCCUGCAGAGGAGAUAAAUGAUUAUACAAGUUUUUAAGGGUGUAAAAAUUUAAAAUGGUGAGGUAGUUUAUAUGAUAAGGCGACUGUACAAAAUGUUGGCAUGUGGAGAGCUGUUGAUGUUUAGGUGAGGCCAGAGUUUUUCCCCCUCGAUGUAUGCUUAAUGACGGCAUUUUUCCUCUUUUUCUUUUCCACCCUAAAUGCGUAAUUUUCUUUUUGCUAUCAACCUGUUUAUGUUUAUAAUACUUGUUGGUUUAUUUGA